GACACUACGGCGUCCCUGGAACUUCUGUUGCCGCUCGCAAGGUGCGAGAAAUACCGGGCAGCAUGUAUCUGACUCUUAUCUUCCUACUCUGUGCGCUGAUUCUUUUAUACAGAUAUUUGAAGGAGAACUACAAAGUUUUUAUCAAAGAUGGCGUGAAUGGUCCAAAGCCUGUCUAUCUCAUCGGAAACCUCGGAGAGUUUGCCGGAAAGGACCCCGGUCAAACAUUUUGUGAGCUCACAAAGCGAUUUGGCAAAGUAUUUGGAUUCUACCAGGGGCUGACUCCAAGUAUUGUAGUGUCCGAUCCUGAUCUCAUUCAGAAGAUCCUUGUCAAGAACUUUUUCAAGUUUAACGGCAGGCCGCGCAUUUUGCCUUUCCUGCACGGAGAGGAAGAGGGAGUUCUACAAAACCUCAACGGCACCCAAUGGAAACUAAUGCGUGAAGCCACGGCGUCGGCGUUUAAGAACACCAACCUCAGUAUGAUGUUUCCAAAAUUGCUGUCCGUUGCCGAUCGGUUUGUUGAUAAGCUUCAGCAGCUGGAUUUGAAAUACCCAGAAGGAUUCGACAUCCAAAGCCUCAAUGAGCGUUAUGCGCUGGAUUCUGUGACCUCAACAGCCCUCGGCCUCGAGACCAACGCCAUAGCCGACGCAGAAGGAUGCCUGAUGCUACAAUACAUGCACGCGUACCACAAUUCUGCUUCACCUGAAAACCCGGCUUCUGGCUUAGCCCGUGUAUAUCACUGGCUUGAAGUCUUGAAGAUACUGGACAUCAAGCACAAACGCCUGGCCAAAGAAUGUUUUGAUCACCUUUCUCAACAUAUGGAAUUGGAGCGACGAAAGCUAAAUACGUCUGCGAGGACAAAAAAUGUUCUGCAACACCUGCUGACCUAUAACGCCACCAGCAAGGACCAUGCCACCAACCCCGCGCGCAGCCCGCUGACCACCACCGAGAUCCUAGGCCUGACGUCAGGCAUGGUCGGGGGAGGGGUUGGCCCCACUGCCUCAGCCCUCGGCUUCACACUCCACUGCCUGGCCGUCCAUCCACGCCACCAGGAGAAGUUGUGGCAAGAAGUGCAAGACGUUUGUGGGGUGGAGGGGGUCUUUACUAUAGACCAGGUUCGACAAAUAGACUACUUAGACCAGGUCAUCAAUGAAUCUCUGAGAUUGUAUCCUGUUGCUCCGGGGGUGGCUCGCACUUGUUCAGAGGACUGUGUAGUGAACGGCGUUCAGUUUCGAGCGGGCACGGAGGUUCGUCUAAUGGGGAUCACGCAGUACAUGGACCCGGAGAUCUACCCGGACCCUCUUACCUUUAAACCAGAAAGAUUUUCAAAAGAUGAAUUAAGACAUCCUGGUUCUUGGCUUCCUUUCGGAGGCGGACCGCGCAUGUGUGUGGGAAUUCGCCUGGCCCAGCUGCAGCUCAAAGUAGCAAUCAUCAAGCUCCUUCAGAACUUUGAGAUCUCGACCUCUGACUUAACGCAAGAUCCGCUUCCGGUGGCAUUGCGCCCACACUUGAGCCCCAGAAAUGGUGUUCACAUUCGACUGAAGAGACGGGUUCACUGAUGACAGGACACACAUCUUCGUAAAAGUUUGCGGGUCUUUAACAACUCUGAUUUGCAUCUAGUAUUUAUACAAGGAAACUAUAUCACUUACUACUUGAAAUGUGUGGCGUCUGAAGGCCACCGGGAUUCAGAGUACCAUGUUGACCUACCUACCCUCAGAAUUUCACAUCGGUAACACUCCCACUCAAAAUGCCUGUUUUCUGUCGUAUUUAUGCUUUUAUCAACAUCAACAUGAACGACAUUUUUUCAACAAUGAGUGUCAGUAGUUUUCAGAUUAUUGUCACAACUUUGACCUCGCCUUCCUGCCGAAACUGUACCUCUGGAAUCACUACCUCCGUUUGGAAGAACUGUAAAGCGGGUGUAAACUCAGACUCAUGACAUCUGCUUUCGGUUUUUAGGAUGGUGACAGGUACUAGUCAAAAGUGCGAGAAUCCCCGAAAACUAAAAAAUGUAUGAUUGUUCGAGGUUUCUUCAGAUAGCUGGUCAUUCCCGAUAAUUUAGUUCCUCGUGUUUUUUCCAUUAUAGUACUAGAAAUCGUAGUUUUGGUUAGAGAAAAUCGUAAAAGUUAACGCACCUGUUUCUGUAGUAAGAUCUCUAAGCAGCCAUUCAAAAUCCGUACCAGCCAGCAGGUCUGGCUAAUGGUCUGCAGUUUGCGUAUUUUCGUCUUUGGUAGAAAGCAAAACAAUUAUUAAGGAUGCUGUCUUUCUGCUGUAUCCUUUGGUUAAAAGAAAAACAAACAAACCUGAAGACCUCGUUUUGCCGACUUGAUGAUGCUGCCCGCUGUUGAGGAAAGUUGAUUAAAGGGCGAGCACUGAAAUCCCAGCAGAAAUCCAGAGUUGUGUCCCUGGUUGUGAAGGAGCUUUUACAAUGAACAAGCAGACGGCGGAUGUGAUAAUGGACUACGUUCUGUUCUUUACUAUGUGCUGAUUAUAGCUUGAACACAUACCGCAUAAAUUGACAUUCUGUGCAUCUUUACAAGUUUAAUUUGUUUGCAUAUUUUAUCUAGACCUGAGGUGGGCAAAGUUUUCUUUUGGCGGGCCGGUCUCAGAAUUCUAAGCUAUGCGGCAGGCCGUUAAAAUACUUUAAAAAAUAACCCCAUAAAGGUGACUACACAACAAACUUAGUGAUAAUGGAAUGGACAACGAAAGAGUACAUAAUGGGGUUCACUUACCGAAUUUAUUCCGUAAAGUGAAGCUGUUUGAAUUCGCUCACAAUAAGCUUUAAAACCAGCCUUUCCUUUGAAGCAGCCGCUCCCGAUGUUCUCUAACUGCUACAUCAGACAUGUCAACAGUGUUAUUUGUUAUCUUUGUACUUUGUGUUAGAAUAUUUUACGAACUGCCGAUUUCUAACGCUGUUGCACUUGGAAAAUUACAUUUCAAUCAAAUUAACCUAGUGCACUUCACAUCCUGGCAGACGGGGCGUGCUUUGCCCACCCCUGAUCUAGACUGUUAAUAUUGUGGACAGACUAAUGUUUCCUUGGCGUGAAACGAAGGCUUGCUGCUUGAUGAUAACUUUCCCUCAUUCUUGAAGUCAGCCUACUUUUUUGCAUUUUGCAUACAUCGAAGUGGCAAAGUGGUUCGGGCCUUCGGGGUGUUGUAUGAUCGAACGCAAUAAAAAUUAGAGAAAGAGUACCUCACAAUCCUAACAAAAAUAACAUUUAAUCCAUAUAAUUUAUUUCUAUAAAAACUUUUAAAAUAAAUUUUUUUUGAAAUAGAAAUCUUGAGAUGUAA
Molecule: messenger RNA, 3285 nt
Organism: Pomacea canaliculata
Lineage: Eukaryota; Metazoa; Mollusca; Gastropoda; Architaenioglossa; Ampullariidae
Product: cytochrome P450 3A13-like
Exons: 12
Coding region: 63-1556 (497 amino acids)
Molecular function (GO): heme binding; oxidoreductase activity, acting on paired donors, with incorporation or reduction of molecular oxygen; monooxygenase activity
Source: RefSeq, a predicted model, not a curated record